Molecule: messenger RNA, 1475 nt
Organism: Notothenia coriiceps (black rockcod)
Lineage: Eukaryota; Metazoa; Chordata; Actinopteri; Perciformes; Nototheniidae
Product: netrin-G1-like
Exons: 3
Biological process (GO): axonogenesis; tissue development; animal organ morphogenesis
Source: RefSeq, a predicted model, not a curated record
CUGUAGUGGAGAGGGUGACACCUAUGACUCUUCGCCAAGGGAGCCCGGUAUACGCACCUAACUGUAGUUAUUCUAUCAGCUCUCCCUUCAAAAUUCGCCGACUAUUAACACCAUCAACUUCGACUGGAGGACUUUUUUCCCUUUCCUUUUUCUGCACGCGCAGAAAUCCACACAAUCUUAAUGGAAGGAUGCUGUGUGCUGCAAAAACCACAACUGAAAGGAGAUCAAGCUAGGACAUCUGACAGCCGCUGACUUAUGAGGAGUGUCACUCCCCUCUGCCCAUCACAUCUGACCGUUAGUUGACCCUUUCAUCAACACCCAACACUUGUGAAAAGCCCCUUGUUGACACACCUCAUCAACCAGGCAGAAGUGCUAGCAAUCGAAAAAACAAAAUAACUAAAUGGGGGCGAAUCGUUGCCUGAAGCUGCUCAUACAAAAGUAGCAACAUGAUGCCACAGUUCCCAAAUGCACCAUUUGGCUGAAGUUGAAUUAGAAAAUUCUCAGCGAUUUUGUCAUUUUUUUAUGACAAAGCAGCAGCUGUAAAAACUAAAAGUUCAACAAAAAACACACAGAAUGAGAUCAGCGAUGCUUUUGCCCGUUUUGUUCGCUCUUCAAGCUGGGUGCACCAGCGUGGCCCACGCCAUGCAAAACUACCCCGCGGCCUGGGGGCACUAUGACGUGUGUAAGUUCCAGAUCUAUACAGAGGAGGGACUGGCGUGGGACUACAUGGCCUGUCAGCCAGAAGGCACUGACAUGACGAAGUACCUGCGAGUGGCCCUCGACCCCCCAAACAUCACGUGUGGAGAGCCGCCAGAAACGUACUGCGCUUUGGAGAAUCCUUACAUGUGCAACAAUGAAUGUGAUGCUGCCACUGAGGAGCUGGCUCAUCCUCCAGAGCUGAUGUUUGACUUUGAAGGUCGCAACCCCACCACGUUUUGGCAGUCCACCUCAUGGAAGAAAUACCCGAAGCCCCUCCAGGUGAACAUCACGCUGUCAUGGAACAAAACUGUCGAGCUGACUGAUGACAUCGUACUGACCUUUGAGUCAGGCAGACCUGAGCAGAUGGUCCUGGAAAAGUCCCUGGACUACGGCCGGACCUGGACCCCGUACCAGUUCUACGCGACAGACUGCCUGGACGCCUUCACCAUGGAGCCCAAGACGGUCGGAGACCUCACUCAGCGCACUCUGCUGGAUAUCAUCUGCACUGAGGACUACUCCAGAGGCUACGUGUGGAAGAACGACAAGACGGUACGAUUUGAGAUAAAGGACCGCUUUGCCCUCUUUGCCGGGCCUCGGCUACACAACAUGGCCUCGCUGUACGGCCAGCUGGAUACCACCAAGAACCUGCGGGACUUCUUCACCAUCACUGAUCUGAGGAUUAAGCUGCUAAAGGCAGCCACUGGAGCCACCAUGGUGGAUGAGAACAACCUGUCCAGAUACUUCUACGCUAUUUCUGACAUCAAGGUGCAGGGCAG